Saccostrea cuccullata (small rock oyster) is the source of this 1878-nucleotide messenger RNA. RefSeq lists its product as uncharacterized. The transcript is spliced from 3 exons. Gene Ontology annotation, molecular function: nucleic acid binding. Gene Ontology annotation, cellular component: membrane. Lineage: Eukaryota; Metazoa; Mollusca; Bivalvia; Ostreida; Ostreidae. The record is from RefSeq and is a predicted model, not a curated record. The coding region runs from base 1 to 1878 and encodes 625 amino acids.
AUGCAUACUAUAGUGUCAGUGUGGCAGAGGAACAUAGAAAGUUUCUUAGAUUCAUAUGGAAAAAUAAGAUUUAUCAGAAUACUUGUCUCGCUCAAGUUAGCUAGUGCACCUAGACUCUUUACAAAACUACUGAAGCCUGUUUUUGCAACACUUAGAAGACUAGGACAUGUCAUUAUUGGGUAUAUUGAUGACUCGUUACUGAUUGGCAAUUGUAUUAAAGAGUGUUUAGAUCAUGUUUCUGAAACUUUAGCCCUAGUAGAGAGUCUAGGGUUUGUAGUCAAUUAUGAGAAGUCUGUUCUCACACCUAGUACAAAAAUCAUUUUCUUAGGAAAUGUUAUUGAUUCUGAAUUGAUGAUAGUUUAUCUUACUGAAGAAAGAAAGGAAUCUAUUUUAGAGGCAUGUAAAAAAUUACAAACAAAAUCAAGAGAAAAAAUUAGAGAAGUUGCAAAGGUCAUUGGACUGGUCGUUGCUAGUUUUUCAGCAGUAGAAUUUGGUCAGCUGUUUUAUCGUGAUAUGGAAAGAGCAAAAACUGAUGCACUUGUACAAUCACAACAUGACUAUGAUGCUUUCAUGUUUAUAACAAAAGAAAUGAAAUUAGAAUUAGAUUGGUGGAUUUCUAAUAUUUCUUCAUCAGUUAGAAGAAUUUUGCAUGAACCCUAUGAUCUUACAAUAACUUCUGAUGCUUCUCAUCUUGGAUGGGGUGCUGUUAUGAAUGAAUUGAAAUCAGGGGGUAGAUGGACAACAGAUGAAUCUGAAAAUCAUAUCAAUUACUUAGAAUUAUUAGCCUGCUUUUUUGGGUUAAAGUGCUUUUGUUCUGAUGUAACAAAUAAAUAUGUCAAAUUAUUUAUGGACAAUACCACAGCUAUUUCCUACAUCAAUAACAUGGGUGGUAUUAGUUCUAAAAAAUGUGAUAAACUUGCAAAAGAAAUUUGGCUAUGGAGUAUGAAUAGGGAUCUGUGGUUAAGUGCAUGGCACAUACCUGGCAAAGAUAAUUUGAUAGCAGAUAUGAUGUCGCGAAAAUUUGAUGAUCAAAUAGAAUGGAUGUUGAGCAAAUCUGUGUUCCAUAAAAUUGUUUUAAGAUGGGGACAACCUGAAAUUGAUUUGUUUGCUACAAGGUUGAAUAAGCAAAUUGAUGUAUAUUGUUCUUGGCAUCCAGAUCCAGAUGCCCGUUAUGUUAAUGCAUUUAGUUUUUCUUGGGCAAACAUUUAUGGUUAUCUUAACCCUCCUUUCAGCCUCAUUGGACGUGUGGUGAGGAAGAUUUGUCAGGACCAAGCAGAGUGUGUACUGGUGGCUCCAGUGUGGCCAACACAGCCAUGGUUCAAUCGUGUGUUAGAAAAACUGGUGGAUCAUCCGGUGAUUUUACCUGUGAUGGACAAUCUGUUGACACUUCCAGGCACAGAUGUGCAGCAUCCUCUGAAAGACUCGUUGGUGCUGAUGGCAUGUCGAUUGUCCGGUUGCAGUACCAAAAACGAGGAAUUUCUCAUCAAGCAGCCUCGAUCCUUUUGGCAUCAUGGAAGUCGGGAACCAAGAAACAAUAUAAAACAUUUUAUACGCGAUGUUCUCGGUACAAAUAAAACAGCUGUUACUGCCAAACUUAGAGCAUUGACAACCAAUAUGGAUCAAAGCUACACGUGCAAGAAAGAGUCUACAUUUAACAUUCAGAAUGGCAUAUCUAUGGUUACCAAGGAUCUUCAUUUUCAAGCUUUCAAAACUGAAAAUUCAACUGCUUUCAGUGCGGCAGUCUACUGUAAGGACAGUGGAGAUAAUUACAUCCUGUUAAUUUCUACAGGAGCAGCAUUAGGAGGACUUCUACUUUUAGUCAUCGUGGCUGUUAUUGUAUUUAAGAAGCGUCAGAGUUAUGAACAAUUAACGCAUUGA